Molecule: messenger RNA, 1308 nt
Organism: Chlorella variabilis
Lineage: Eukaryota; Viridiplantae; Chlorophyta; Trebouxiophyceae; Chlorellales; Chlorellaceae
Exons: 4
Coding region: 1-1308 (435 amino acids)
Source: RefSeq, a predicted model, not a curated record
AUGAGGAAGAGACGGAUGUGCCAGCUGCAGAUGGUCGCCGCCGCUGCCGGCAACCCCGGCACCUGGUCAUGCCCACCGCGUGUUGUGCUUUUUUGCUGCGCCGCAAAGUUUCCAGCUACCAUGGCGGGCCUGGCCAGCCUGGGCGGCAUCGUGGUGGCCCAAGAGGCAGCCACCGACCUGGCGGCGGCGGGAGCGGGAGCAGUGGCGGCGGCAGCAGGAGCAGCGGAUGUGGCAGCCGACGUGGCUGCCGCCGCAGGCAGCGCCGCGGCCGCCGUCGAUGUGGCCGCCGCGGCCCUGCCGGCUGUCACCGUGGCGGCGCCUGCUGUGGAGGCGGCAGCCAAUGCCGCCGCCGCCGCCACGCUGCCAGCUGCGGCGGUGGCCGAGGCAGUUGUGACGCAGCUGCCUGCUGCACCCGCGGUGCCGGCCAUUGCAGAUGCCGCCAUGGCAGCGCUGCCAGUUGCGGCGGCGGCCGAGGUGGCCAGCCAGCUCCCGGUGGCCGCGCCGGCAGUCGUCGCCACCACCUCGGCCGCGGCGCCGGCAGUGGUGGCGCAGCUCCCGACUGUCGCCCCUGCCGUCGUCGCCUCCACGUCAGCAGCAGCGCCAGCGGUGGUGGGGCAGCUUCCUGUGGAGGCAGUCGCGUCUGCCGCGCUGCCCGCUGCCACGGCGGCCGAGGCGGUGGUGGGCAAGCUGCCCGCCGCGGCUCCCGCGGCCGGCGACGUGGCGGCGCAGGUGACGCGGCUGCUGGCAGAGGCGCCUGCGGUGGCGGGGCAGUCUGCGGAGAUGGCCAGCAAGACUGUGGGGACUGCGGUGGGCGAGGUGGAGGCCGCAACCACGGCAGUGCAAGAAAUCGCGCAGGGCGGCCUGAUGGAAGCCGAGCGUGUCGUCUCCGCUGCUGCCAGCAUGGACACCGCUGUGCUGACAGCCAAGGUCGGCGUGGCGGCUGUGGCGGCCAAGUCUGCCUUCGACUUCCUCACCCAUUCCUCUGGCCUGCUGGCAGCGGCUGGGGCGGUGGCGGUGGCGGCCUUUGUCGUGGUGCCACUGGCCAGGGCUGGAAUGGAGGCGUCAUCGGCAGCCCAGGGCUCGGCGGAUGACAAGGCCGCUGCAGAGCCUUCGGCGGUGGCAUCGGCGCUUGCGGAUGCGGCAGCAGCGCCUGUGGAUGCGGCUGCAGCCCAGGCCAGCACUCUGCCCCCGGGUCCCCAGUCAGCCAGCCCAGCCGAGGAGCAGGAGGUUGUGGCGCCAGUAGAGCUGGUUAACACAGGUGGGUCUGUGUGGUCUGUUUGGCUGGAAUCCGGCCGAGUGUUGGGCUGA